AUGGCUGACACAAUAAAUGUGACUUCAUCUUCCAACCAGACCUGCGAUGCUGUUAACACUUCAGCCUAUCCUUUCUUUAUGCUGGUCUACAGUCUAGUGUUCCUGGUGGGUUUACCCCUCAAUGGCUUCAUCAUGAAGUUUCACUUUUGUGGAGCACAGCAGCGGGCAUCGAGCAGCUUGAAGAUCUACCUGAAAAACCUGACAGCUGCUGACUUCCUGCUCUGCCUCUCUUUGCCACUCCGCAUCACCCACUAUGCUAGCAGCUCUGUCAUCAUUCGGCAGCUCUACUGUAGUUUUGGAGCUUGUGCCAUCUUCCUCAACAUGUACGCCAGCAUCAUAUUCAUGGGCUACAUCGCUGCCAACAGGUAUCUAAAGAUCAUCCAGCCUUCAGGAACUCACAUCCUGCAGACAGCAAAAACUGCCCACAUCAUUUCCAUCAUUACCUGGGUGUUUCUCCUGGUUCCGACUGUGACAUACACCAUCCUGUUUUUCAUCACCCAGACCCCUGUGACCUCUAACCCCAGCUGCUGUGAUCCCUUCUUUAGUGAAUCAAUCAAGCUGUUCUUCACAAUCAUCCACACUUUGUCUCCCAUUAUCUUCUUGUUGGUCUCCAUAUGUAUGGUCUUCUUCUACUACAGCACCUCCCGCAGGGUGUUGCAGGCACAGCAGAGUCAGCUGGCCUCCUCUGGCUCCGAGAAGCUUGUGAAGUCUCGCAGGAACAUGUUAGUGCUGGUCAGCAUCUUCUGUGUUUGUUUUGUCCCCUAUCACCUGGCUCGUCUUCCCUAUAGUCUUCUGUGGAGCAAUGACUCUGUAGGCUCAGUCUUGAACUAUGUAAUGGAGGUGACCACCAUGGUGGCAGUUUUCAAUGUCUGCCUGGACCCUGUUGUUUACUUUUUCCUCUGUAAGUCUUUCCGGGCAAAGAUGAGGAAGGUGGCCAUUGUGACCAAUAUCCGACAAGCAACUGAAGAGAGUGAGCUCAGCAAGGAGCAUCUGGACAUUAACAGUCUGCAGGAGACAGACACAACACUGUGA
Molecule: messenger RNA, 1032 nt
Organism: Maylandia zebra (zebra mbuna)
Lineage: Eukaryota; Metazoa; Chordata; Actinopteri; Cichliformes; Cichlidae
Product: P2Y purinoceptor 14-like
Biological process (GO): G protein-coupled receptor signaling pathway
Cellular component (GO): membrane
Molecular function (GO): G protein-coupled purinergic nucleotide receptor activity
Source: RefSeq, a predicted model, not a curated record